Molecule: messenger RNA, 911 nt
Organism: Psylliodes chrysocephalus
Lineage: Eukaryota; Metazoa; Arthropoda; Insecta; Coleoptera; Chrysomelidae
Source: the annotation of a GenBank genome assembly
UCUCCUUCUUUAACUCACAUUCUGUUUCAGUCUACUGUGUAUGUGCCACUUUGAUGGGGCAUUUGUAAAACCCAGAAAUCCACCUUGAUGAAAUCUUUGGAGAAAGGUUUAGAGCACAAUCCACCUGUUCAAAUAGAUGUUUUAUUAAUUGACGGUUUCUUUUUGCUACAUACCAUGAAAAAUGUCCCGAAAACUUUUGGAGCUAUCUCAAAAAAAAAAUGCUUUCUCUCCUUCGAUUAUAGAUUAUGAAAGAUCUCUUCGCCAAGAAUCAACUCAACUAGAUUUCAAUAUUGCUGCUCCUGAUCAAGUUAGACCGUCAGAUGUUUUAAAAGAACUGAAAAACAUCAAUUUUAAACAGGCCCUCGUUGAUUUCUUUAUUCAACACUGGGCAUCUGAUGAAAUGGUUCCUUUUGUUGAGGAUAAACGGAUAUUUAUAAAUUAUAAACAAUGUCAUUCUUACAUCGUUGAUAACAACAAAGUUGUAUCAGGUGUAGAUGACAGUUUAUCCUGUCCAGAGCAUGAAGAAGCUGACACAAAAAUUGUUUUUCAUGUUUGUAACAUUGAUGCUCAAGCACAUUUUGUUAUUAGAUGUUCUGACACUGAUAUUGCAAUAAUUAUGUUAGGACAUAUGGAUAAUUUGAAAAAUGAUGACUCCAAUGUAUGGUUAUACGCAGGCACCGGAAAUAGCCAGAGAUACAUUAAUUUAAAAAAAAUUUCCAACAUUUGAGCCCAUCUUUGUGUAAAAGUUUACCAGGAUUUCAUGCAUUGACUGGGUGUGACUUUAAUCCUUCCUUUUUCAAAAAAGGUAAACAAAGACCUUUUAAUAUAUUGAUGAAGAAGCAUGAAUAUCAGCUUGCUUUUAUGCAAUUUGGAAGACCAGAGUCGUUUACCGAUGCACACAUACAACAGGA